Messenger RNA from Propithecus coquereli (Coquerel's sifaka), 3080 nucleotides. It is a transcript of the gene BCAR3, whose product is annotated as breast cancer anti-estrogen resistance 3. Gene Ontology annotation, molecular function: phosphotyrosine residue binding; guanyl-nucleotide exchange factor activity. Bases 167 to 2638 code for a protein of 823 amino acids. Lineage: Eukaryota; Metazoa; Chordata; Mammalia; Primates; Indriidae. Gene Ontology annotation, biological process: small GTPase-mediated signal transduction; positive regulation of peptidyl-serine phosphorylation. The record is from RefSeq and is a predicted model, not a curated record. The transcript has 12 exons.
CCGGGCCGGGGCCGGAGAGGGACUCGCGGGGCGCACGGGCGAUCGGUGCGGACCAUGAGCGGCCCCAGCUCUGGGAGCAGCCGCGGCGCGGGCGGUGCGAGGCCGGCGGCGCCGCGCCUCUGAGCCGCAGCGGGAGAGCCCGAGCGCGCCGGGAGAGUUGAGAAUCAUGGCUGCAGGAAAAUUUGCAAGCCUUCCCAGAAACAUGCCAGUGAAUCACCAGUUCCCCCUGGCCUCAUCCAUGGACCUUCUGAGCAGCAAGUCCCCUCUCGCUGAGCAUCGCACAGAUGCCUACCAGGAUGUGUCUAUACACGGCACCCUUCCACGGAAGAAAAAAGGCCCUCCUCCCAUAAGGUCCUCCGAUAACUUCAGUCACGUGGGCACCCUCCCUCACUCCAAAUCCCCACGGCAGAACUCGCCUCUGACCCAGGACGUCAUCCAAGAGAACCCACUGCAAGACUGGAAAGGGGAAACCUUCUCCUUCAGGGAUCCACAUCCUAUGGACCCAACUCUGGAAUACGUGAAGUUCUCCAAGGAGAGGCACGUCAUGGACAGGACCCCUGAGAGGCUGAAGAAGGAGCUGGAGGAGGAGCUGCUGCUGAGCAGCGAGGACCUGCGCAGCCACGCCUGGUACCAUGGCCGCAUCCCCCGACAGGUGUCCGAAAACCUCGUGCAGCGAGAUGGCGACUUUCUGGUUCGAGACUCGCUGUCCAGCCCUGGGAACUUUGUCCUGACCUGUCAGUGGAAGAACCUCGCUCAGCACUUCAAGAUCCACCGGACGGUCCUGCGGCUCAGCGAGGCCUACAGCCGCGUGCAGUACCAGUUCGAGAUGGAGAGCUUCGACUCCAUCCCCGGCCUGGUGCGCUGCUACGUGGGCAACCGCCGGCCCAUCUCCCAGCAGAGCGGCGCCAUCAUCUUCCAGCCCAUCAACAGGACGGUGCCCCUGCGGUGCCUGGAGGAGCGUUAUGGCACCUCCCCGGGCCGGGCCCGGGAGGGCAGCCUCGCCGAGGGAAGGCCAGAUGUGACCAAGAGGCUGAGCUUCACCAUGGGCAGUGCCCAGGCCCGCGAGCAGAACUUGCCCAGGGGAAACCUCCUCAGAAAUAAAGAGAAGAGCGGGAGCCAGCCAGCCUGCCUGGAUCACAUGCAGGACCGACGAGCCUUAUCCCUCAAAGCCCACCAGUCGGAAAGUUACCUGCCGAUUGGCUCUAAGCUGCCCUCUCAGUCCCCGGCCGUGGACACGAGCCCCUGCCCCAGCUCGCCCGUGUUCAGGACGGGCAGCGAGCCCACUCUGAGCCCGGCGGUGGUUCGGAGGGUCUCCUCGGAUGCCAGGGCGGGGGAGGCGCUGAGGGGAUCGGACAGCCAGCUCUGCCCGAAGCCCCCCCCGAAGCCCUGCAAGGUGCCCUUCCUCAAAGCUCCCUCGUCUCCGCCCGCCUGGCUCAACGCGGAGGCCAACUACUGUGAACUGAACCCAGCCUUUGCCGCGGGCUGUGACCGGGGAGCAAGGCUGCCCUCGUGUGCCCGGGGCGGCCAUCCCCAACUGCUGACGGCCAAGCAGAACGGGGCACCAGGCCCCCGGAACUCCGGCAUCAACUACUCCAUCCUUGAUGGCAAUGACGAGGCGAGACCAUGGGAACCUCCAGCAGCACAGACGGACAAGGAGGACGAGGGCAAGUUCGUGAAGCCCCUCCUGGAGACUGUGUCUUCGUUCAGGCCCAACGACUUUGAGUCAAAGCUCCUUCCUGCUGAGAACAAGCCCCUGGAAACAGCAAUGCUGAAACGUGCAAAAGAACUGUUCACCAACAGCGACCCCAAGGCCAUUGCCCAGCACAUGCUGAGCAUGGACUGCAAGGUUGCCAGGAUACUUGAAGUCUCUGAAGAGAUGAGGAGGAGCAUGGGCGUGAGCUCAGGGCUGGAGCUCAUCACCUUGCCUCACGGCCACCAGCUACGUCUGGACAUCAUCGAAAGACACAACACGAUGGCCAUCGGCAUUGCGGUGGACGUCCUGGGCUGCACGGGCACUUUGGAGGACCGCGCGGCCACCCUCAACAGGAUCAUCCAGGUGGCAGUGGAACUAAAAGACUCCAUGGGGGACCUCUAUUCUUUCUCAGCUGUCAUGAAAGCCCUGGAAAUGCCACAGAUCACAAGGUUAGAAAAAACGUGGACUGCCCUGCGGCACCAGUACACCCAGACCGCCAUCCUCUACGAGAAACAGCUGAAGCCCUUCAGCAAACUCCUGCACGAAGGCAGAGAGUCUGCAUGUGUUCCUCAAAGCAGUGUGUCGGUCCCACUGCUGAUGCCCCUUGUGACGUUAAUGGAGCGCCAGGCUGUCACUUUUGAAGGAACUGACAUGUGGGAAAAAAAUGACCAAAGCUGUGAAAUCAUGCUGAACCAUUUGGCAACAGCCCGAUUCAUGGCGGAGGCUGCGGACAGCUACCGGGUGAAUGCCGAGAGGAUCCUGGCAGGUUUUCAACCAGAUGAAGAAAUGAGUGAAAUCUUCAAGACUGAAUUUCAAAUGCGAUUGCUGUGGGGCAGCAAAGGUGCCCAAGUCAAUCAGACAGAGAGAUAUGAGAAGUUCAACCAGAUUUUAACUGCGCUCUCACGUAAACUGGAACCCUCUCCCAUAAAGCAGGCAGAGCUUUGACAACUCUCCAGAGAACCUUAGGAUAUUAUUUCAAGCGUCUGGGAAAGCUUUCAUGUGAUAAAGUAAUAACGUGCAAAUCUGACAAUAUACAAGCUUUUAGUAUCCACAGGAUAUUAAACGUGUAAAUUGCACAGAGCACACUUAUUUAUGGAUUGUUUAAAAUUACUACUGAUUUUUAAAUGAAUGAUAAUUUAUUAUUAAGGUAACAGUUGCUAAUUUUGAUCAGCUAAUUUAAGAGAAGACCUAGCUGUGUUGGCUGGUUGCUUUCUAUUAUGGCAUUUGACCAUUUUAGUUUUAAUUCUAUGUCAGAUAAGUGUAAAUAGAAGAGUUUAAAAGAAAAGCAUGAAACAUUUCAGAAGGUAUCAGUUGUAUGAUAUUCUUUAAAUAAAUAUGAAAAAUGUAAAUAGUCAUGAAUGAAAAUAUAUCUUUUUGUGAAACAGUU